Molecule: messenger RNA, 1703 nt
Organism: Drosophila montana
Lineage: Eukaryota; Metazoa; Arthropoda; Insecta; Diptera; Drosophilidae
Gene: Cyp28c1
Product: probable cytochrome P450 28c1
Exons: 5
Coding region: 23-1555 (510 amino acids)
Molecular function (GO): monooxygenase activity; heme binding; iron ion binding
Source: RefSeq, a predicted model, not a curated record
UUUGCCCGGAAUCGCUGCUGUCAUGUAUCUGGCGCUGCUGCUGACCCUCAUCGCACUCCUCUCGCUGCUCUACGUGUUUCUGGUAUGGAAUUUCGGGCAUUGGCGGCGUCGCGGCAUUCGCGAGCCGCGCGCCCUGCCGCUACUCGGCUCCUUUCCCAACAUGGUCUGGCCGCGCCGGCAUUUUCUGAACGAUAUGCGCGAUCUCUACAUGGAAUAUCGCUUAACGGAGAGCUAUGUGGGUACCUAUUUGGUGCGAGCUCCCAAGCUGCUGCUGCUGGAGCCCAAGCUGGUGAACGAGGUGUUCGUGAGCGCGUUCCGGCACUUUGAGAACAACGAUGCGUCGCGCAUGAUUGACACGGACAAGGACAGGCUCGUCUCGUGCAAUCCCUUUGUGCUUGACGGGGACGAGUGGCGAGUGCAGCGGGGCAUCUUCUCGCCCCUGUUGACCAGCGGGCGUAUACGCAAUGCCUACAGCAAUAUGCGGCGCAUUUGUGGCAAGCUCUGCGCCUACAUUGAUCAGCUGUCGGAGAGCGGUCAGCCCUACAAUGGCAUGGAUCUGGGCUUGCGCUUCACCAGCGAGAAUCUCUUCGACUGCGUUCUGGGCAUCGAGGCACGCAGCUUUACCGAUGCGCCGCUGCCCGUUGCCGAGCACAACAAGGCGAUGUCUGAGGAUAAUUACCGGCUGGCCCUGGCGGGCGCCCUGAACGGCCUCUUUCCGCGCCUGCCGCGCUGCCUGCGCCCCAAGGUCAUACCGCCCACAUACGAUCGCUUCUUUGGCGAUCUGCUGCACGAGGCAUUCCGUCUGAGGCGCUGCAAGCGACAGGAGCGCAACGAUUUCAUCAAUCAUCUGCUGGACAUGCAGCGGGAUUAUCAGCUCACCGAAGCACAGCUGACAUCGCAUGCGAUGACCUUCAUGUUCGAUGGCCUGGACACAACAUCCUCGACAAUUGCGCAUUGUCUCCUACUCCUCGGCCGCUAUCCGGAGUGCCAGCAGCGAUUGUGGCUGGAGCUGGACAAGGCCUGUGCCGCAGAUCAACUGCUGCCCGACUUUGAGCUGUUAAGUGAGCUGCCCUAUUUGAGUGCCUGUUUAAAUGAGAGCCUGCGCAUCUAUCCGGCUGGCGGUUGGGCCUCCAAGACCUGCACAGAGCCCUACACCUUUCAUGGCAGCCAUCACAGCGGCCCGCUGCAAAUGUAUCCGGGUGACAAUGUCAUGAUACCCAUUUAUGGACUGCAUCAUGAUCCCAACUAUUAUCCAGAGCCGCAAGAGUUUCGACCCGAACGCUUUCUCAAUGGCGGUCUCAAGCGAUUCCAACAGCUGGGCGUCUUUCUGGGCUUUGGCAACGGACCGCGUCAGUGUGUGGGCAUACGCCUGGGCCUGACCCAAACCAAGGCCGCGCUGGCGGCCAUUGUCAGGCGGUACGAGGUGCUUGUCAAUGGACGUACCCUUGAUGGCAUCGAACUGGAUCCGUUUAUCUUUGUGGGCGCCCACAAGGGCGGCAUUUGGCUGGACCUAAAGGCGCGUCCCAACAGGCCGAAGGCAGUGAGUGUGUUAUAGAUGAGUCUGAUAGACUAGGCAAUGCCCCGUACUGUUGCCUCAGGUUAACCUUAUGUAAUAGCGCUCACAUGUACAUAGAGGAAUUUUUUUUUGCACUAUUUAGUUAAAUAGCUAUUGUAUUCCCUAUCGAAACCUUAUUAAACUCUGA